This is a messenger RNA of Angiostrongylus costaricensis, 372 nucleotides long. The record is from the annotation of a GenBank genome assembly. Lineage: Eukaryota; Metazoa; Nematoda; Chromadorea; Rhabditida; Metastrongylidae.
AUAUUCUUCCGACGUCACUGUCUCGUUGCUCAUUUUUUGAGGAACUCCAAAAAAGUCAAUUACGUUCUAUUUAUGGAUUCCGACAUAGGAGUUGUGAAUCCGAAAAGACGAAUAGAGGAUUUCAUUGAUCCGAAGAUGGAAAUAAUAUUCUAUGAUCGUUUCUUCAACUGGGAGGUUGCCGCUGGAUCAUACCUAGUAAGAAAUUCCAACUGGUCACAGGCCUUUCUACAAGGAAAGCUUCUUUUUUCGAGAUACGUAAUAAGGACUUCACUUUACACAGUGUUAUUUAGCAAGUUAAUGAAUGUUUCGCAGACUAUGAAUAUCGACUACCAAAAAGCUUCCAUGGAAACGACAAUGGUGCGCUUCAUGUAA